UUGGAGGUCCUGGGGACAUGGGGUCAGCAGGUGAGGCAGGUUAUAGGGGUGGGGCUGGAGGACCUGGGGACUUGGGGUCAGCGGGUGAGGCCAGUUAUAGGGGUGAUUUGGAGCAUUCUGGGGAUGCUUUGUCAUGGAGUGAGGCAGGUUUUCGGGAUGGUGUAAGGGGAGCUGGAAGAAUGGGGUCAGGGGAUGAGGGCAGUUAUCGGGGAGGCUCGGGAGGAUCUGCAGAGGUGGGGCCUGAGGGCGAGAUGCAGUAUGGAGAUGGUUCCGGGAAGUCUGGAGCACCGGGCUCACUGACUGGAAGGAGACACGAGGCAGGACCCAGAGACCACAAAGCCCUGGGGGAGGGGGCAGGGUGUUGGGCAGCAUCAGAGAGUGGCACAAGCUCCAAUGAUGGUCCAGAAAAGGGCAGGGGAAGGGGGCUUGCACAUGGGGCAGGCCCUGGGGUAGGCUCAGGGGUGCCCGGAUUGCCGGGUACUGUAGAUGGUGCAGCACACAAGGACAGCCCCUCCAGCUUAGGGAUGCUGGGGCCACAGGGAAGGCCACAGACUCUUUCAGAUGGAAGGGGCUCCAAGAACAGUCUCGGGGGCUAUGGAACCUCAGGGAUUCCUGAAGCCUCCGGGGCUGUUUUUUCCAAAGGAACAUCAAGUGUUGGAGAGUGGCAAGAUGGUUCUGGGAUCCCAGGGUCUCUUGGGCACAGAGGAGCUCCUAGAGGGGAGGGUGACUCUACAGGCCAAGCAGGGGAUUUGGGGACUUUUCGGUUCCUUGAUGGUAGAAAGUCAGUGGAGGGUGAGACCUGGGCAGGGACAGCUUCUCUGGAGUCUGGACAUGAACAGGACUUCAGGAAAGCAGGGUCAGGGACCAUGGACAAGGGUGGGGUGGCUGGCCCAUGGGGAGAAGCACCCCAAGGAGGUAGGGACUCACUACCAGGAGGCAGAAGGAUGGGAGCAGGUUCUGGUAGCUCACUGGGGGCAGGGCAGAUGGACAGCAGCUCUACACUUGGGGGAAGAGGCAAGUCAACAUCAGGGCCUGCUGAUGGGCCAGGAGUGAGCCGAGCUUGGGCCCCAGGCCGGGAAGAUCAGGAGUUUGGCCAAAGCAGCACACGUUCUGGGAACCAACUCCCAGGCUCCAUGGCCCGCGGUUCUUGGCAGAAGAAAGAUUCCCUUUUCCAGGGAUCCCAUGAGGGGCUAGAGGACUCUAGAGACAGGGAACAUGCACCAGGCCAUGAGGCUGCUGUUGGACGUCAAGGCUCAUGGUCUCUGGAGAGCAAAGGUUCAAGUUCUAGAAGGGGCGGGUCUGGUGGUGCAGAGGACUCAGGUGGCCUAGGCAAGGGGAAUGCCACAGGGUGGGGGGAUGGUCUUGCCCCCAAACCUGGGGAGUCCAGACUUCAGGGAUCCAGAAAUGGCUUAGAUGAUUCCUUUGGCAGAAAAGAUUCUGGAGGUAGAUCAGGAAGGAUCCAGGACUCAGGCUCUCAGUUAGGCCAAGGACAGCGAGGAGGAAGGGGGUCUCUUGAGGAGCAGGCGUUUUGGGGGGCUGAGAAUGACAAAGGCCAAGGUCCCAGAGCCCUAAAGGAGUAUGAAGGAUGGGAGGCAGAAGAGUCUGGAAGGUCAGGCAGGAGACCAGGUCCCCAUGGGAGCAGGUAUCAGGCCGAGUCUGGGGUUGAGGCAGCCAAGAGGUGGGGCACAGAGGAGGCCAGAGGCAGGAGGCAGCCACCUGGAAGUGACAAGGGAGAGCACCUGGGGGUGAAGAGUGAAGAUGAGAGCCAGGGCACCAGACAUCUCGGCAGCAGGAAAAGUGCCCAAGACAGCAGGUCGGACAUCCUCGGCGAGGGGCGGAGUGCCACGCAGAGUUCCAGAUCCAGAUACCAGCCCGACGCUGGCAGUUUCUCCCCAAAGGCCCGAGGCCCCAAGGGCUACUUCUCUCAGGGCUUGGCCGACACAGAGGUGCAGCUGGGGGAGGCCGCCACACUCUCCUGUACCCUCACCAGUGACCUGGGACCUGGUGCCUGGUUUAAGGAUGGAGUCAAGCUCACCGCCCAGGAUGGGGUCAUCUUUGAACAAGAUGGGCUGGUGCACAGACUCCUCAUUGACCGCGUGCAGGGCACCCAGGCCGGGAGGUACACCUUUGUAGCUGGCAACCAGCAGAGCGAGGCCACCCUGACGGUCCAGGAUCCUCCCAUUAUUGCUCCAGAUGUGACAGAGAAACUGAGAGAGCCGCUGGUGGUCAAAGCUGGGAAGCCAGUGACAAUGAAGAUCCCCUUCCAGAGCCACCUCCCUGUUCAGGCCACCUGGAGGAAGGACGGGGCCGAGGUGGUGGGCAGCAGCCGCAGGGGGGCCCAGGUGGCCCUCGGGGAUGGCUACACGCGGCUGUGCCUUCCCAGCGCGGGCAGGAAGGACGGUGGCCAGUACAGCGUGAUGCUAAGGAGCGAGGGAGGCUCCGUGCAGGCUGAGCUCACCCUGCAAGUCCUAGACAAGCCUCAGCCCCCACAGGGCCCCUUGGAGGUGCAGGAUGGCCACAGGGCUGGUGUCCACCUCCGUUGGCGGCCCCCAAAGGACGAUGGGGGCCGGGCUGUGGAGCACUACGUGGUGGAGAGGCGACAGGCUGGCAGGAGCACAUGGCUGAAGGUGGGCGAACCCCCCGCUGAUAGCACUACCUUCACCGACGCCGGCGUGGAGCAGGGCAGGAAGUACACCUUCCGUGUGCGAGCCGUGACCUCGGAGGGGGCUGGGGAGGCCCUGGAGUCUGCCGAGGUGCUGGUGGCUCCUGAGGCAACCCCCGGGCCCCCUUCUACCCCGGCCAUUCUGUCAGCCUCGAGCCAGGGCAUCACUCUCACAUGGACAGCACCUCGGGGCCCUGGCAGUGCCCACAUCCUGGGCUACCUGGUUGAGAAGCGCAAGAAGGGGAGCAACACCUGGACAGCAGUCAACGACCAGCCCAUGUCUGAGAGGAAGUGCACUGUGGAGGAUGUGCGGCAGGGCUGUCAGUACGAGUUCCGGGUCACAGCAGUGGCCCCCUCGGGCCUUGGAGAGCCUGGCCCCCCAUCUGAUGCUGUCUUUGCCAGAGACCCCAUGAGACCCCCUGGGCAUGUGCGGGAUCUUCAAGUCACAGACACAUCGCACACCAGCAUCACCCUGAGCUGGGCGGGGCCAGAUACCCAGGAUGGGGACGAAGCCCAGGGAUAUGUGGUAGAGCUGUGUGCCUCCGACAGUCUCCAAUGGAGCCCAUGCCACGUGGGCACUGUGCCAGGCACCACCUUCACCAUCAAGGGGCUUCGGCCCCGAGAGGGCUACUUUGUGCGGGUGACAGCAGUUAACGACGGGGGUCACGGCCAGCCCACUACCCUGGACACAGUAGUGCAUGCCAUGCCUGUUACUGUCUGCCCCAAGUUCCUCAUGGACUCCAGCACAAAGGACUCACUGAUGGUCAGAGCUGGGGAUACCAUUCGUGUGCCUGUCUCCUUUGAAGCUGGCCCCAUGCCUGAGGUGACCUGGCUGAAGGAUGGCUUGACCUUGCCCAAGAGAAGUGUGACCAUCACCAAGGAUGACCUCACCCAGCUUCUGAUUCCUGCAGCUGGCCUCUCGGACAGUGGUCGCUACACCGUGGUGCUGAGGAACCUCCAGGGGAAGGAGGCUUCCCACGACUUCUUCAUCAGGGUGGCAGCACGCCCACAGGCACCCGGGCCCAUCCACCUGCAGGAGAAUGUGCCUGGGACGGUGACGGUCCAGUGGGAGCCCUCUCCAGACGAGGCCCAGGGUCCUCCCCUGCACUACACAGUGCUGAUGCGCUCCUCAUCACAAGGCGCCUGGCGCCAGGUGGCUGACCACAUCCACACCAACCACUUCACCCUCCUGGGCGUCCUUCCUGGUCAUGAGUACCACUUCCGAGUAGUGGCCAAGAAUGAGCUGGGAGCCAGCAGACCCUCAGACACCAGCGAGCCAUGGUGCCUCCCCAGGCAGCGAGGCAAAUUCACCGUGAAGGCUCGCAGCUACCGGGAACCAGAUCUGAGCCAGAAGCCCCGGUUUCUGGUGGGCCUGCGGACCCACCUGCUGCCUCCAGGCUGCGAGUGUUGCAUGACCUGCGCGGUGCAGGGCUCUCCCCGACCCCACGUCACCUGGUUCAAGAAUGGUCAGAGCCUGGAAGGACACCCCACAGCGUACAGCACCGACAUGCUGGGCGUGUGCUCCCUGGUCAUCCCCAGCGUCUCCCCUAAGGACAGUGGCAUGUACAAGGCUGUGGCUGAGAACCCGCUGGGCCAGGCUGUCAGCACUGCCACCCUCAUUGUCACAGAAUCCAGCUCCUAGCCUCGUCUUACCCUGGGAUGGCCCUGCCCGGCCCCACAGCCUCGGGAUGGAUGGAUAACAGAUCUCUGAAGCUUCACCUCUGACACCCACACUGGCCUGGGGGCCAGUCCUGAAGGAUGGAGUCCAUGUCCUGAGACUCAGGAAGACAGGAGUGAGGGCCUUCUGGGGAGGCUUGGCCAGCAGGACAUGGAGUCCCUGGGGAAGAAAAAGAAGGGUACAGGAGGUGGACCCCAAAUAGUCACUGAAAAGGAUGAGCAAAUCUCCCAGACCCUGCCCAUGCAGAUUUCUUUCUUCUCCACUUCUGGAGGGCUGGAGAGAACCCACCUGCCGGAUGCUCCUCGUUUGCUAGGCUGGGCCCCUUGGAGGGGUGGCAGGAACAGCUGAGCCUCUGUGACAACAAGGGAGGAAAGGGUAAGAGAAGUCAGUGCCCUGGGUGAGGCUAAGGGCAUCAAGGGCAUGUUGGGGUGUGGGGGGCACCUUCUGUACCUUCCUUCAUUAAAAAAAUCAAAGAAAUUUUUUUCUUUUUUUCCCCCAGUGCUGGGGAUUGAACCCAGGGCCUUGUGCUUGCGAGGCAAGCACUCUACCAACUGAGCUAUCUCCCCAGCCCCCAAAUAUCUAAGAAAUUUUUGCAAAUUAACUUGGAUUUUGUGUGUUGUAGGAAUGAUUCCAAAGCAAAGGUUUUAUGUAUACCAGGCUUCUACUGGGAGACUGGGUGAGCUUUGGUUCAAGGGAAGAAUGAGGUCAGAGCUGGGGUUUCCUGCAGCACAGGCCUGUACAGUUAAUAGCAAGGGUAGAAACGCCGAGAAAGGUUAGAGGCUCUGUGUGGCGGAGGCCUCCCUUCUCCUGGCCCGUGCCUCCCGCAUGCUUCCAUCCUGCAAACGUCCUGGGAGCAGCAGGACUGGAGCCCUCCCUGGGCACAGAACUCAAAUGCCUGUCCCCCCAGUCACAGCAACAGUCUGGGCUGGGGAGACUCUUAGCCCAGGAUCUGCAAUGUGGGCCCCUGACAGAGGGAAUGAGUCCAUUAGGUGCAUGAAGAUGUGACUGUCACUCAAGGCCCUGUGAGGCUUCCCCACCUUCUCUGUAGCCCCACUGCUCUGUGUCACAGUGGUUCAGGGACCACCUCUUCCUGGAAGCGUGUCUGUGACACCCUCACUUCCAGAACACUCACCUGCUGUCAUUCUCAGGGCACAGCUCCUGCACCCCUGGGGCUCCCAGGGAACAUUCUGGACUUCACAGGGGCCAGAGGAAGGAAGAAACAUAGGGAAGGCCAAGCCCUACCCUCACCCUCUCAGUUCCUGGGUCCAGCGGGCCACCUGGAGAGCAGGAACCCAAUCUGCUCUUCACUCUCUCUGCUUGGACCCUGCCGCUGCCUUCCACAGCCCCCGCCACCCCUUCACUGUUGCAUGGCAGAUCCAGAGGAAGGAGCAGAAGCCACAGAGAGGGCUUGGGGAGGGAUGUCGAAAACACUUCCUGACGAGUAGGAAUAGUGUUGGGGGAGCUUUCUGAACUGGAGAGAUAACUGUCCACCCAAAAUAGACCAAGAGUGUCCCCAGAGACAGGGGGUGGACCUCUGCCUGUGCAGGCUGUGGUUCAUUCCUGCGCUCGUGAGGAAGCUGCAGGAGCCAUCUCCUUCUCCCCCCACCUCCACCUUGCUCCCACAGCAGCCCACAGCUGGGGCCACAGGAAAAGAAGGAAGUUCUUAGAAGUGAGAGGAAGAGGCUGGAUAACUCGGCCUAAGUGGAGCACUUCCAAAAGUGCCUCCAGGCUGCUGGAUUCUGGAGUAGGCAGAGGUCAAGGACAUAGGCCUGUGAUCUGUGGUUUCAGAAGUAGGAGGAGAGGAGUUUGUACAGAGGGAAUGGCCAGUGCCCAUGGCCUGCCUGGCACUGAACAGAGGCACAUGUAGCAAGUAUGAGAGGUGACAGUUUCCUGCACAGCUAGAGGGAGGGGCCUGGCCAUCUGAGGAGACACAAGGAUAAAAGACUAAACCACGAUGACUUCCCCGGACCUGUUCAUUCACUCGACGAGCCCUGAACAGGCACGUGGAGGGAGACACAAAACUGAGUGACAUGGGUCAAGAGACUCGUGGCAGGGAGGAAAGCCUUGUAUACCAGGAUAGCAGAUACACGCACUCCCACACAGCUGCCAAGGAAGCCCUGAGUUGUCAGAGGAUAGAGGUUGUGGGCCUCCAGACUCAAGAAGGCUCCCUACAGCAGUCAUAUCCUCAAAGGGUCGGUAGGAACUGCCCACACAGAAAUGGGCAAGUGGGGAUACGUGGCCGAGGUGGGUUGGAGGCAGGAAAGCACAGACGGGGCUCCCUGGCUGGCAAGCGGGUAAGUUGAGACGGCUCAGGGUGCCCACAUGGUAGAGGCCAAAGGAAAUAUUUCAGGGCCAAAUUUGCAGGUGUGUUGUGCUGGGGACACCAAAUGUUGUGUACUCAGACUUCCUGCCCUCGGAGCUGGGACGUGGUGGUCAGUCUGUGAGUGGACAGCAGAGGGCUCAUCUGGAGCAAGCAAGGUUAUGUGUUUCCGGGGGGGGGGGAAUAGGAGAGGGGAAGGAGCUGUCGCCUACAUGAAGCCCUGCCAGUCAAAAUAUAUGGAAUUGAGUAUGCAUCUAAGGGUUUGAAGACUAGUUCUGCUACUGACUAGUUGUGUGAUAUACGGCAAGAUCUUUUGCCUAUCUAUACCUUGUUCUUCAAUUAUAAAUUAAGAGUUGCCAGGCCCAAGGUCACAAUGAUUUUCUUUUCGAACUUCCAUGAUUUUAAUUCUUACGUUUCAGUGUAUCCAUUACGAGUUGAUUUUUGUAUGUGGUGUGAGGUAACAGUUGAGAGAUUUAUUUUUCUCUUGAUUAUCCGAUUGUUGUCCACCAGA
Sciurus carolinensis (gray squirrel) is the source of this 7171-nucleotide messenger RNA. It is a transcript of the gene Igfn1, whose product is annotated as immunoglobulin like and fibronectin type III domain containing 1. The transcript is spliced from 13 exons. The record is from RefSeq and is a predicted model, not a curated record. The coding region runs from base 18 to 4304 and encodes 1428 amino acids. Lineage: Eukaryota; Metazoa; Chordata; Mammalia; Rodentia; Sciuridae. Gene Ontology annotation, molecular function: protein binding.